Molecule: messenger RNA, 1050 nt
Organism: Paramacrobiotus metropolitanus
Lineage: Eukaryota; Metazoa; Tardigrada; Eutardigrada; Parachela; Macrobiotidae
Exons: 2
Coding region: 1-1050 (349 amino acids)
Biological process (GO): G protein-coupled receptor signaling pathway
Cellular component (GO): membrane
Molecular function (GO): G protein-coupled receptor activity
Source: RefSeq, a predicted model, not a curated record
AUGGCGGGUAAUAAUUCCACACUACUCCGUGCACCGCUAAUUUCAUCCGCGGAAUUAUUAACAUGGUACGGGAGCGCCACCUUGAUCAGUAUCAUCGGAACCUUGGCCGGCAUCGCGCUGAUGCUCGUCAUCAUCAAGCAGCACAACUUCCGCGACGGUACCCAUCCCUUAAUCGUCCAGCUUCUAGCCGUGGACUGCUUCACUUUAGCCGUUCCUAGCUUCUUCGCGAACACGGAGAUCUACCUCAUCCAAACCGGCCGCGGCAGUCACGUGAACUGCAGCGCCAUCUUCUUCCUGCAAUACUUUUUAACGUGUGCAUCGCACUGGAUUCAAGUUUCCUUGGCGCUCAACCGUUGCACCGCGGUAUUAUUUCCCCACAAUUUCCGCGCCUGUUCCAGUAAAAUCACCAUCGCGUUGAUGUCUGCUUGGAGCUGGACGUUCCCGUUAGCGCUAUCCGUUCCGUAUUUGUUCGGUGUGGGCGCUUCGUACGGACAAGUGAUGCCGCUAGGUCACUGUACGCUGUUAGUGAACAAUAACACGCUGUUCCUUAUAUUAAGCUCCCUCGUCACGACAGUUCCCCUGUGUAUUGAGGGCUUAUGUUAUGCCAUUGUGCUGGUGGCGUUCCGUUGUCAGCAGAAACAAAUCCGGCCAACGGCUGCCUCACGCUACGAUGCUCGCCGGCAGAAACGGCGACGGAAAGAGCGAGCGUUGUCGCUGGUGCUGCUGAUAUGCUUCCUGUGGUACUUGGUGUGUUAUCUGCCUAAUACGGUCAUCUCACAAUAUGUGGCAUGGUACUGGCGGACUCAUUUGAACGUGUUCCUAUGGCUACGGAGUUUGUUCGGACUGGCGCAGGCUGGAACACCGUUUAUUCUCGUGAUGGGCAAUGCGGAAUUCCGAGUGGGAAUGACCCAGCUGUUGACUUUCCGUUGUGUCGCCAUUGUCCCGCUAGGUGGAUCGUCCAAGUGGUCCGUAUCGCUGCGGGGAGCGACGUCGCGGAAACUGCGCUCCAGUCAAGGUGUCGCCGAUCAAAGCACUUCUCAGAAAUUUUGA